Molecule: messenger RNA, 1104 nt
Organism: Trichoderma asperellum CBS 433.97
Lineage: Eukaryota; Fungi; Ascomycota; Sordariomycetes; Hypocreales; Hypocreaceae
Source: RefSeq, a predicted model, not a curated record
AUGUUCCCUCCCGUUGAGCAAAAGAUUCUGCAGAGCAAUCCGGAGUUCGCAAAGCUCUAUCGCGUCAUCACCACUGCCAUCUUGAACCCGGAUGGCUCUACCAAGGACGACGACGAGGCCAAAGAUCGGGCUGCGGUGCAAAAGAGUCUAGACAAGCAUCGCCAGAAAGCUGCAAAACACUACCUCCUAGAACGCGCCAUCGCAACCGCCACGCCUCCCGAGCCGAAGCCCGCAUCAUCAUCAGCAGCCUCCACCAGACUCUCCCGAGCCAGCGAGCGCCUCCAACAGAAACAAUCCCAGUCCUCCGCCGAAGCCACGCCCGAGGCGCUCCUCGAGCUGAUCCUCAUCCUGCCCUCAUUCCUCGAUACCGUCGAUACGCUGCCUCACGAGUCAAUCGCCUUGUUGCUUUCGAGCCCGCCGCUGUCUGGCUUUGAAGCUCUGCUGCCCGACCUGGCCGACUUGAUAUCUUCCAACCUACACGCCUCUGCCUUGGGCCUCGCCCGCCUUGCCCAUCCCGCCACGAACCCUACUUACCUCCACCGCUAUGUCGCCUCUCUGCCAAAAGACUUUGCGAAUCUCAACACCGGUCUAGCUGCUGCCGAGGAAACCCUCAAGACCGCCCGGAUACGCACCAUCACGUCUCUCACCAACCUCCUCCAGCUCUUUUCAGAAUGCCUCACGUGCCUCGUGCGCACGCUAGAGGCCAAACAUGGCGUUAUUGCUCGUAGCCUGGAGCUUCGCGCCUCGGAUAUAUCCCUGGAUGCGCAGCGCGCGGAGAAGCAGGCUGAGCAAACAAUGUUGAAGCUCAGAAAGGAGGUGUACACCCCUGAAAGCAUAUCCGCUCUGCAGCACUACGUCACGCACCUUAAAGACGCCAACACACGGGUCGCUGAAAAGGUGCAGGAUCUGCAAGCUGACCUAGAAGCUUAUGAUGAUGAUGAUGAUGAUGAUGAUGAUGAUGAAGAAGAAGACUCUCAAGAUGAAAUGGGCGAGAGUCAAGAAGAAGAAGGAGGAUCAUCAGAAGAUGGGCACGGAGAUUACAAAGAUGAAAGACAGCACGUGGAGGAUACGAAACGAGACAUGGACCGAUUACGACUGUCAUGA